AUGAAUAUACAAAUCUAUUACAUGGAUUUGACGGUCGACUGCUUAAGAAUGGGUUUAAUAUCAGUGAAGUUUUAUACGAGUAUUGAAUCCAAUAUACGGCCCGUAAAACACAAACUGAAGGCAUCGGCGCUUCAAUUCAUGUAUUCAAUGGAUAUAACAUCUGAUUGUUUGGACUCAUUGUUCACAUGGUUUAAAGCCUUACAGCGAAAUGAGUUGUGGGCCUAUCAAAUAUUUGAUUCAAUGGGUAAAAUACCUUCGGGUCUAUCGGAUGGCGUUAUCACAAGUUUUGGUGAUUACGACCAGUGCUUAGCCGUUAAAAGCGGUCCACAAAUGAAUACCAAAACAAUUUAUGGCAAAUACUGUUUAGUAAAACCAGUCAUUCCUCUCAACAAUACCGACCAAUUAAUGCAAAUCAAUGGCUUUGAUAUAUUGAAUAAUGAGACAAAUACCUGGAUCAAAAGUCAAAUAAGCACCAACAUCAAUAAAAUUAAACCUACGAUUAUUUUGGACCUAAACUACGGACACAUAGCCUGCGAUCUGUCCGGUAAGCGGUUUCCCAUUGAGCGCUAUAUUUCAACUUCAAAUCCUAUGCCCAAUACUUAUGGUACUAAUGAGAUGGUCACCAAAAUAUGGGCUAAUACUCAAUACGUUGGCACUAUUGAUGGCAAUGGCAAAUUAGAAUUACAAGUCUUUUACAUGGAUAUGACGGCCACUUUGAUUCUCUCUCUAUAA
Medioppia subpectinata is the source of this 732-nucleotide messenger RNA. The record is from the annotation of a GenBank genome assembly. NCBI's taxonomy places the organism in Eukaryota, Metazoa, Arthropoda, Arachnida, Sarcoptiformes, Oppiidae.